Molecule: messenger RNA, 3297 nt
Organism: Cryptotermes secundus
Lineage: Eukaryota; Metazoa; Arthropoda; Insecta; Blattodea; Kalotermitidae
Product: mitochondrial import inner membrane translocase subunit Tim21
Exons: 4
Coding region: 1322-2014 (230 amino acids)
Biological process (GO): protein import into mitochondrial matrix
Cellular component (GO): TIM23 mitochondrial import inner membrane translocase complex
Source: RefSeq, a predicted model, not a curated record
GGAAUGUACAAAAAAUGAAUGAAUGAAUGUCUAGUACUUUUACAUUUCUGAAUCUUUUACGUAUCUUGUUUAUGUCCAUAUUUUAUUAAAUCAUGCCUAGCUGGUAUAUUGAGAACCACAACAUUUGUAGAGGUCAGUACAGAAAGUGUACUUUUUAAAGUUUUUAUAUAAUUCUUUGUUUCAUUCCUGAAAAUGUCAUUGGCACGCCCCAUAAUUACAUGGUCCUGAGGGCCUAAUGCUGCACAUUCUUUUACGCAAUUUUUCAGUACAUCUUUCACCUUAGCACCAGGCCUAACUUCACCAUACACUGAGAUAUCCACAUUAGUUUUACUGAUUGACAUCGGUAUAUCUCCGCCAUAUCACUAUAGAAUACCGGAAUUUUUUUUACGUUCACCUUUGGACGACUUAAUUCUUUCCUCUGUUCAGUCUCAUCAGCAACUUCAUUUAGUGUGUUAAAUCUGUUACUCGUUGAAACUGGAGAAUGGUGAGCCACUUUUUUUCCUUUUCCUCGACUUUCCUCUUGCUACUUGGCAGCGGUUAUUAUAAUCUUCAUGGUGUACCAGGACAAACAUAUGUUGAAUUCUCUCACUCUGCAGGCUCUGCAGGACGGAUAUAAUUUCCCGCAAGGACAAUUUUUCUUCUAUGAGCUUACGAAGGACUUCGCUGUUGUCGUACUCCCCAGUAUCUUUCUCUUUUGCCAGGUCGUUCCGCGUUUAACAUGAAACACAUGAAUUCGGUUACUGAUUUAUAUUUACUCUGCUACUGCUUCUUUUGAAAGAGUGUUGCAAUGGCUUCGUCUAUUUGAGAUUCAUACGAUAGUCUCAGAAUCCGCUCAGAAUGAUUGAACAAGGUCGUUCUCAGUGUUAGUUUGUAGAGAUUUUUGCCUGUCGUCAUUUGGCAGUAUUGAACGAGUACUUUUAUUUAUUUAUUUAUAAUUCUAUCAUUUUGCACCAUUUGGUUCUUUAAGCCGCGUAGAUCGGUGUAGGCGAUUGGUUUUCGAUGUUGAACUGCAUUUCGAUCGGAGUCUAGUGUCAGGCGUUGGGAGGUUAUUUCGUCUGCUGCGAAUGAAAAUGAUUAGACCGAUUAGACGUAUUUAAUAUGAUGUGUGCUGUCGAACAGCUGACGAAUAUAAGAUGAUGUGAUAGUUGUGACCAGUAUGACUUACACAUCCAAAGUAAAUAGGACUUUAUGCUAAAAACUGCGUAAUUUACAGUGAUAGGGUUAUGAGGAGUGUUUAAGUGAUCAAAGUUAUAAUUCAUUUAACGUUAUCAUGCCUUGUGUAACAUAAAUAAACAUUCAUAAAAUAUAGUAAAUUCCAACAAUGUCAAAACUGAUAGGACAACUUGCACGUCAGAAGUACCUUCCAUAUCGCAAAAUUAAAAUAUUUACAGCACUAUGUACACAUACAAUGGAUAUAUUUGAAGUGGCGAAAGAAAAUAAAUUUAACCCACGUGUAUAUAGAUCUUAUUGCUCAGAGAAAAAAGACUCUUCGAAAAUAACCAAAGUGAAGCCUGCGGAAGUUGGAACUCCAAAGACGUUGAAGAAGGUGAAAGAGACGACUAAGACAGCUUCAUACUUGGGAGUUAUUCUUGCUGGUGUUGGAGUGACAGCAGUGAUAUUUUAUCAAGUUUUUCGGGAGUUGUUUUCCAGCAAAAGUCCAAACAGUGUAUAUACAACAUCUCUUAAAAAAUGCUGUGCAAAUCCACAAGUAAUAGAUUCAUUAGGUGAACCUAUAAAAGGUUUUGGAGAAGAAACGCGACGAGGAAGAAGGCGUCAUGUUAGCCAUCUUUUUUACGAACGUGAUGGUAUCAAUUUCCUAAGAAUGAAAUACUAUAUUCAAGGAAGCCGAAAAAGGGGGACAGUGCACUUGGAAAUGCGUGAGAAUGAUAAAGGAGAUUUUGAGUACAGGUACCUUUUUGUCCAAUUGGAAGAUUAUCCUAGAAACACAAUCAUAAUUGAAGAUAACAGAUAUGACCAACAAAUGAACUUCGAGAAGCCUUUUGAUAUAUUAUAGUGUGAUUUUUAUACAGCUGGUGAAAAUGUUGUAAGUUGUAGUUUAAUAGAGAUACUGUGUUUAUCCAACUUUAAGACAAUACAAGUGACCUUCCUUUUCAGUGGAAAGUAAUAAGGAAACUGUUUUAUUACUUGUCUAGAUAAAAGUCCUAUGUCCAGUUCUUCGGCAUAGAUGUAACUGUUUCUCCCAUCUUUUUAUAAUGGUAUGUUUAGGUUCGGAGAAUGCUUUUUGGCAACUAGUAAUUGCACUUUAUCUUCUGUCUAUACCCAAAAACUAGUCCCAGAAAACUGUAUCUUCUGUAUGCUACACAGUUAUUACUUGCUCUGACAUACCUGAUAAUCAUUAAUUUAAGAUUAUAAUUAUGCAGUUCAUGAGAAUGGAGGGAUCUUUGCAUCUUGAGCCUCUCUCAUUUCUGCUCAGAGUUCCGUGAUUGUGUUGUAGAUGAAAUAAGGCUUUGCCGAAGAGAUACAGAUAUUUAAACGUUUAAAAAAGGAAUAAAUGAACAUCACCCUAUAUGAUCACUGCGCAGUCACAUUGUCAUCUGGCAGUCUGUGCCAUCUUUAAACUUACAUCUUGUCAGUAUGAGAACAUUUCUGCUUCCCAUCUGGAAUUGUUCUGACAAAAUGAAGUGCAUCUCGGAAAGCCAAGUGACAGCUCCAGAAAUACAUAAAUGGAUAAAUUUUGUGCAUGAUAGUAAAAGUAAUGAAAAUGCAAUGACGACUGCCUUUUCAAAUAAUUUUGUAUUUAUUUGAUAUUGUAUUCUAGAUAUUUUUAUGUAUUUUUCUUCAUUUGCGAAUAUAAGAUAAUCUUUAUUUUGGAAUGAAAAUGAAAAUAACAAAAUGUCUUGUAGUUGGGUAAAUACGAUGUUUUAGAAUCAUUGUUGUGAACCAUACAGAGACGGAAGGAAUUUCGUCUGUUUUGUGGUUUCUACUCAUAACAUGAUGAUUCAGAAGUAAUUCAUUUUUAUAGCAUAUUAACAAAUUAAGACUGAGAAAAAUGCCACAGUGAAAUAAUAAUUUUGUAUGGAAUUGAUGUUAUAAUAAACAGAACAGUAAUCUUUAUAGAUCAUAGCAUUUGGAGAGACUGAUUUAAAGGGGUGUUACAAUUCAUUAUAUUCAUAACAUUAGUGUUGUUAAUUUUAAUGUAUAUAACUUGACUGACUUAGGAGAGAAAUUUACUCAUUUCUGUAUUUUAUCUGAGGUUUAUGUUUUCUUUGCACAAAUUUAAUCACCUAAACCACUUAUAGAGUUCAAUAAAAUGUUUAGAGGGUUCUGUGCUAAUAA